Entrophospora candida is the source of this 2025-nucleotide messenger RNA. Lineage: Eukaryota; Fungi; Glomeromycota; Glomeromycetes; Entrophosporales; Entrophosporaceae. The record is from the annotation of a GenBank genome assembly.
AUGGCUGAACAAAACACUUCUGCAAGUGGGAAAAAGAAACUAGUUGUUGAUCGUGAAAAGACCGUACCAUUUUUAUUGAGAAUGUUUUGUAGACCAAGUUACCAUCACAGACCUGAUGACUACACGCCCGAGCGUCUUCCUAUAGAUGACGAAGUACAAAUAUAUACAUGGAAGGAUGCAACUUUGAAAGAGAUAGCUAAUCUUAUAAAAGAAGUAAAUCAAGAUGCUAAUCGACCAAAUGCACGCCUGUCAUUUAAUUUAGUAUAUAUUGACAAUUUACGUGGUAGAUAUAUGUUUAAAGAUCUUGGAAUUGUACAUAAUUCAACUUCAAGUACUGAUGAUGAUAUAAAUCUUGAUGAUGCAAGAUUUGUUAUUGGUGAUUUUUUGGAUGUAGCAAUUUUUCAUGGGGCACCACCUGCUAGAAUCAUAGAAAGACGUGGAAAAGAGAUGAUAGAAGAGAUGAUAGAAGAGAUGAUAGAAGAGAUGGAGGAAGAAAUUUUAGAGAUAGAAGAAGAUGAAAAUACACGCACACAAAAAAAUUUCCAAGAAGGACGUCACAUUCAUACCUUGUCUGCUGUGGAUUUUCAGAGUGCAAGUUCAGGCGUUGCGGCCAAAACUAUGCGUUCUGAACUUCAGAAAAUGGCACUUUCGAUUCAAGAUAUGAAAGCUCGAAGAGCCUUUCAAAACGAAAUGGAUAAUUUCUAUUUACUAUUCACUCGUUAUUUGAGUGAGAAAUCAAAGGGAACCAAAUUAGAUUGGGAUAAGGUAAAACAACCUAGUCCCGAACAAAUUAUUCCUUAUAAGAAUUUAUCACCGGUUUGUGAAAAUACUGAAAGUCUCAAUAAAUUAGCCGUACUUAAACUUAAUGGUGGCCUUGGAACAACCAUGGGUUGUAUUGGUCCCAAAAGUGCAAUUGAAGUAAGAGAUAAUAUGACAUUCUUGGAUUUAAGUGUUAGACAAAUUGAGUAUUUCAAUAGUAAUUACAAUGUCAAUGUACCAUUCAUACUUAUGAAUUCUUUUAAUACGGACGAUGAAACUAAACGAAUCAUUCAAAAAUAUAGUAGUCAUAAAAUUGACAUUCUCACCUUUAAUCAAUCAAGAUACCCAAGGAUCAAUAAAGAAUCUUUAUUACCCAUGCCAAGAUCUAUAAAUGGAGAUAUAAGCCAAUGGUAUCCACCAGGCCAUGGUGAUUUAUUUGAAUCAAUGGCUAACUCGGGAAUAUUAGAUCAAUUGAUAGCUGAUGGAAAAGAAUAUCUUUUUGUGUCCAAUGUUGACAAUCUGGGUGCUGUUGUUGACUUAAAAAUUCUUCAACACUUUGUAGAAUCAGGAGCCGAAUUUCUGAUGGAAGUUACUGAUAAAACUAAAGCAGACAUUAAAGGAGGUACAUUGAUAGAUUAUGAAGGAAAUAUUAGAUUGUUGGAGGUUGCACAAGUACCGGCCGAGUAUAUGGAAGAAUUCAAAUCUAUAAAAAAAUUCAAGAUUUUCAAUACGAACAAUUUAUGGAUUAAUUUGAAAGCGGCGGCUAAACGUAUUUCUGAUGAAAAGAAAUUAGAUUUGGACGUGAUUUAUAAUAGUAAGACACUCGAAUCUGGAGAAAAGGUUAUACAGUUGGAAACAGCCGUCGGUGCAGCUAUUAAACAUUUCAAAAAUGCUCAUGGAAUUAAUGUCCCGAGAAGUCGUUUCCUACCUGUAAAAUCUACUUCUGAUUUGUUUCUGGUCACAUCAGAUUUAUAUUCACUCCAUCACGGCGAACUUGUAAUGAAUCCAAAACGUCUUUUCCAAACCGUUCCUUUGGUUAAGUUGGGUGACGAGUUUAAAAAGGUUUCAAAUUUUCUGGCUCGUUUCCAAUCACCACCACAUAUCCUCGAACUUGAUCAUUUAACAGUUACAGGUGAUGUGACAUUUGGCUCUGGUGUACAACUCAAAGGGACUGUUAUUAUUGUUGCUAAUCAUGGUGCUAGAAUUGAUAUCCCAUCACAAGCUGUAUUAGAAAAUAAAGUGGUUUCUGGAAAUUUAAGGUAUUAA